CGGCAGAAGAUUAAGAGAAUGAACGGGUUCUAAAGUAUCGGUUUUAUCGAGAUUUCUGGCCAAUUCUGAGUGUUUUGUUUCUAUUUGUGUUUAGUUAAAAAACGUUUAAAUUUUUGUAAAAUUUUCUAAAAAAUUUUAAUAAAUGUUUAAAAAUACUUUUCAGUCAGGGUUUCUUUCGAUUUUGUAUAGCAUCGGAAGUAAACCUCUACAGAUAUGGGACAAAAAAGUUCGAAAUGGUCAUAUCAAACGUAUUACUGACAAUGAUAUUCAGAGCUUAGUGUUAGAAAUCGUCGGCACAAACGUAAGCACCACAUUUGUAACGUGUCCAGCUGAUCCGAAAAAAACUUUAGGCAUAAAACUUCCAUAUUUGGUUAUGAUAAUUAAAAAUUUGAAGAAAUACUUCACCUUUGAAGUCCAAGUUCUUGAUGAUAAAAAUGUACGUCGUAGAUUUCGAGCUAGUAAUUAUCAGUCAACAACCCGCGUCAAACCUUUUAUUUGUACCAUGCCAAUGCGUCUGGAUGAAGGUUGGAACCAAAUACAAUUUAACUUGUCUGACUUUACCAGGAGAGCGUAUGGAACAAAUUAUGUGGAAACUUUAAGGGUACAAAUACAUGCUAACUGCAGAAUAAGACGAGUGUAUUUCUCCGAUCGACUUUAUUCCGAGGAAGAGCUUCCACCGGAAUUUAAACUAUUUCUACCUAUUCAAAAACCUCAAAAAGUUAACCACACGGCGUGUAGUUGAUAGAUUAAUAUAUAUUUAAAACCCUUUUUACUAUAUUACAAAACUUAUUAUUUUUAUUUAUGGACUAUAAUCCAAAGCGAGAAUGUUCGUUCCAGUAUCCCUUUUUGAAGAGGUUUUGCGCAAAGGGGGAGGGGGCUUGCUGCUCCCACAUUUGGUAGGUAAUGAAUAGAGCUUUUGAAUAAUAGCACCCUUUCCCCCUAGGACCACGGGGGGCUCUUGGGCAGCCUUCUGAAAAUGGUGUAAAAUCGUAGUUUUUCCAUACAAUUUUCACUAAUUAUAAAAUUAAUGUAUUUUUACACAUUGACUAUGUUUAUUAAAUUUGAAAUUGAAAUUUUUUUAUAUA
This is a messenger RNA of Bactrocera dorsalis (oriental fruit fly), 1085 nucleotides long. It is a transcript of the gene Bug22, whose product is annotated as cilia- and flagella-associated protein 20. The transcript is spliced from 2 exons. The record is from RefSeq and is a predicted model, not a curated record. Lineage: Eukaryota; Metazoa; Arthropoda; Insecta; Diptera; Tephritidae. Bases 143 to 742 code for a protein of 199 amino acids. Gene Ontology annotation, cellular component: ciliary basal body; motile cilium. Gene Ontology annotation, biological process: cilium assembly; regulation of cilium beat frequency involved in ciliary motility; positive regulation of cell motility.